CACGUCGCACAUUGAUGACGCGUGUUUACGCGUCGGCAGUAACGUUAGCUCCACGUGUUUGAACUACAGGCUGAUUUCACGACACAAUAAAGUAUCCAGUGUCAGUGAGUAAAUCAGAAUAAGGAAGUAAGACACUGACAGAAUGCGCUUUCAUUGAAAUGUCAUCUUUGUGCGGAACCAGCGACGGCUGCCAAGAAGCAGGUCAAGAAGCCGCGGAGAAACAGGAGAGGGAGCACCCUCGGGUACUCAUCCCCGAGUUAUGUCGACUCUUCUACCAGCUGGGAUGGGUGACGGGGACAGGCGGCGGGAUCAGUCUGCGACGAGGGGAGCAGAUCUAUAUUGCACCGUCAGGCGUCCAGAAAGAGAGGAUACAGCCGGACGACAUGUUUGUGUGCGACGUGGAAGAGAGAGACAUCAGCUGUCCACCUGCCUGGAAGAAGCUAAAGAAGAGCCAGUGCACACCGCUUUUUAUGAAUGCCUACACUAUGAGAGGGGCGCAGGCAGUUAUACACACCCACUCCAAGGCUGCUGUCAUGGCAACACUGCUGUAUCCUGGCAAAGAGUUCAGGAUAACACACCAGGAAAUGAUCAAGGGGAUUCGUAAGGGCACCUCAGGCACUAACUAUCGGUAUGAUGACACACUCGUCGUGCCUAUUAUUGAAAAUACACCAGAGGAGAAGGACUUGAAAGACCGGAUGGCUUUGGCAAUGGAAGAAUACCCAGAUUCAUGUGCCGUCCUCGUCCGCCGACAUGGUGUCUACGUCUGGGGGGAGUCGUGGGAAAAAGCUAAGACCAUGUGUGAAUGUUACGACUACCUGUUUGACAUCGCCGUCCAGAUGAAGCAGUGUGGACUGGACCCUGCGGCCCUCCCAACGGAAGAAAAGGGAAUAGUCUGACAUGCACCACUGCGUUUUAAAGAGACAUUUGUUUCACAAAGGUCGGUGGAGUUCAAUCAGGAGCUGAUUGUAAUCAUUUGCUUGCCUCAAAUUUUCCUGAUAUUUGAUGGUGAGGGGCAGAUUCAGGGUUGGAGGACAUUUGAACGUGUGUGAUCCGGAAGCACCCGGAGAUACGCUUGCAAAGCACUGUGGGUUGGCUCAUGAGUGUGCAGCUGUCAGAUCGUGGUAAUCAGGUUCAAAUGCAAGUUUGACUGCACAAGAAUCAAGGUCUUUGGUCUAUAUCGGGCAUGAACAUACUGUGCACUUCAACUGAAUUGUAAUGGUGAGUAACUGCCUUUGCCUCAAUCAAUAAAAAGUGAUGGAAAGUAAAAAUGUGA
Messenger RNA from Larimichthys crocea (large yellow croaker), 1273 nucleotides. It is a transcript of the gene apip, whose product is annotated as APAF1 interacting protein. The record is from RefSeq and is a predicted model, not a curated record. Lineage: Eukaryota; Metazoa; Chordata; Actinopteri; Sciaenidae. Gene Ontology annotation, molecular function: metal ion binding; methylthioribulose 1-phosphate dehydratase activity. Bases 159 to 896 code for a protein of 245 amino acids. The transcript has 9 exons. Gene Ontology annotation, cellular component: cytoplasm.